AUGCCGCACUCCUCCUCCUCGUACGGGCUCUCGGACGGGCGGGUUUCGACGACGAUGACCACCACCACCGGCGGCGGAGGGGGAGGAGGCCUUGGCAAGGCGCGGUCGUUCACGAUACCGCUGGUGAUGCCCGGGAAUUCGGGGAUGCCUCGCGCGAAGUCGGCGUCGGGAGGCGUCGUCGGGCGGCGGCCUUCCACUGAUGAGGCAUCAUGGGAUGCCGAAGAAAUCGCCACAGCUGAUGUGGCUACCGCCAUCAGCAGAGACCUCGUGACCAAAGCCGAGCGAUGGAAGCUCCUAGCCGAGGAACCGCUGAUGGCCCAAUCGAUCACGCCCCUUCUAGCCGACAACGUCGACAAACACGAGGUGGCCGCGACUUACGUCCGGGACGCUCUGGCAGGGAGAGACAGCUCGGCGUGCAUCCACAACGAAAGGUCCAUACGCGCGUUGAAGUGGUUCCGGAACGAUGCCUGGAACAGCCUGUUGAAUAUCUGCACGUUGGUCCACCUCAUCCUGCCCAUGGUGGAGAUACAGAGGUGCCUGUCCUGCAUGGGCCCGCAUAGGCGGUCGGCUUCCUUGGAGGACAACACCCUCUUCCUAGGGUGGCGGCCUACCUCGCUGGGAUCGCUUUGGAUAGAGUGUGUUUUGUGUGUCUUCUACACCUGCCAUCUCCGCCAGGAGGCCUUGUCCAGACUUGGAAGCAUCCCUGUAAAGAACGGCGGCGGAGGCGGCGGCAGCGGCGCCAGUGGGGGCUGGAGCGGGAUCGAGGGAGAGGAGGACGAAGAAGAACUAGAGCGCGAUCGCCCGCAGGCGGAAGUUUAUUCGCUGAGCGCGCUUCGCCCAUGGCAGCUGGCACGGACGUGCAUGGUGACCGUGCUCAGCGUCAGCCUUGUGGCGAAGCUGUUUUCGCACUACGUCUUCGGGGUAACUUGGUUCAGUUGGAGGCACGUGAUUCUGCCGUUCUUGUUUAUCAGCCGAAGGACGUACCUCAAGCACUUCUUGGCAGCCACCAUCCGACUGCUUCCCAGGAUGGUUCCUGUGGUGUUCCUGAUCUUUUUCAUCACGUUCUUCUAUGGCUUCAUCGGGUACAUCGUCUACCGGGACGAACCGUGA
This is a messenger RNA of Ectocarpus siliculosus, 1110 nucleotides long. The record is from the annotation of a GenBank genome assembly. Lineage: Eukaryota; Phaeophyceae; Ectocarpales; Ectocarpaceae.